GUAAAGAAUGUGUGUGGCUGGAGUUGCAGUCCGAUUGCUUUGGAAAAGUCGUGCUUUGAAGACAAUCCACUAAGCCCCAAGACGUAAUGUAAUCGACUGAAAGUUGUCAGAUAUUUUUGGGCAAGAAUCCGUUCAAUCUCGCUUCUGCUUCGAGUCGUUUGGGUGCACGUUGAAACUUCGAGGCCUGCUUUGUUAGCCUAGCCUAGUUUAGCCGCUAACAAAGAGAACAAACAACGCGCCUGGGAUCAACACGUCGGCGAGCAAGCAAACAUCAAGUCCCAAAAUGUCAGAUUUCAGUCACGCGCAUCGUCCUGAACGCCUGGAGUCUGCUCGCAUGGAGGUAGCUGAAGAGUCGCCGUACAUCAAAAAGCUGGGGGAAGAAUUUGUCCACAUUAAAGAGGAGCAGGAGGAGUAUUUCAUUAGAGUGGAGAACCCCCACAUUGAGGAGCAGCAGCAACCUCAUCCCCCCCUCGAAAAGGAUGAGGAGGACCCUUCGUAUAUUAAAGUGGAGUUGGUGAACAUCCCCAAGUGGACUGGUGAGCCCUUAAAGGGUGAAGAUGGAGGUCCGAGUGAGGCCAGCAGAGGGGCGGAGCCUCCAAAUGGCAGCAGCAGCUGUUCAAAAGAAGGGUCCCAGGCAGACAACCUCAUCGCUCCACCAUCAGAGAGUGACGAUUUCACAUCACACUCCCUGUUCUGUAUUGAGGCUUCUAGAGGUCAUGCACCGAGAAGCAGUGACGUGCGGUCAGGGGAGGCAGGUUUCAGAAAAUAUCUUGGUGCUGAGCCAGAAUCUCCUUGCGUAAAAGAGGGUGUUGAGCUCCCCCAAAUCAAAGAGGAGCCAAAGCCCUGUCAACAGAAGCAACUUCCAAUCAAAAAGGAGGAGGAGGAGCUGCCAUAUGGUAAAAAGGAGGAAGAGGAGGAGCAUAUCACCAGGCCUACUGGUGAUCCCUUGAAGAGUGAAGAUGGUCUAAGUGACGCCGGCAGAGGGGCGGAGCCUCCAAGCGGCAGCAGCUCAACAGAAGGAUUGCAAGCAGACAUUUUCAUUGCUCCAUCAGACACAAAUGGCACCACGUCACACUCACCUUACAUUGAUGAUGGGCAUAAGACAUAUCACGGUGACAACAAAUUCUGCAAAUGCUCUCAGUGUGGGAAAACCUUUGCUAAAAAGUAUAAUUGUCGGAUGCAUAUGAGGAGCCACACUGGUGAAAAGCCUUUUUCCUGCUCGGUUUGUGGAAAAGAUUUUGUCUCUGUGGGAAACCUAAAAAAACACACAAGAAUCCACACUGGCGAAAAACCUUUUGCCUGCGCGGCUUGUGGCAAAGGAUUCUCUCAAAAGCAACACUUACAAAGUCACGAAAGAACCCACACUGGUGAAAAACCUUUUUCCUGCUCAAUUUGUGGUCAAGGAUUCAGUCGUAAGAGUGCCUUAAAAGUACACACCAGAAUCCACACUGGCGAAAAACCUUUUUCCUGCUCAGUUUGUGGUCAAGGAUUCAGUCAUAAGAGUGCCUUAAAAGUACACACAAGAACCCACACUGGCAAAAAACCUUUUUCCUGCUCAGUUUGUGGUCAAGAUUUCGCUCGAAAGGAUCACUUAAACAAACACUCGAGAACCCACACUGGCGAAAAACCUUUUUCCUGCUCAGUUUGUGGUCAAGGUUACGCUCGAAAGGAACACUUAAGAAAACACACAACAACCCACACUGGCGAAAAACCUUUUCCAUGCUCAGUGUGUGGUCAAAGAUUCGCUCAAAAGCGAUCCUUGAAAGAUCACACAAGAACCCACACUGGCGAAAAACACUUUUUCUGCUCAGUUUGUGGUCAAGGAUUCUCUAAAAAGCAACACUUACAAAGUCACGAAAGAACCCACACUGGCGAAAAACCUUUUUCCUGCUCAGUUUGUGGUCAAGGAUUCUCUAAAAAGCAACACUUACAAAGUCACGAAAGAACCCACACUGGCGAAAAACCUUUUUCCUGCUCAGUUUGUGGUCAAGGAUUCUCUAAAAAGCAACACUUACAAAGUCACGAAAGAACCCACACUGGCGAAAAACCUUUUUCCUGCUCAGUUUGUGGUCAAGGAUUCUCUCUAAAGCAAUGCCUACAAAGUCAUGAAAGAACCCACACUGGCGAAAAACCUUUUUCCUGCUCAGUGUGUGGUCAAAGAUUCGCUCAAAAGCGAUCCUUGAAAGAUCACACAAGAACCCACACUGGCGAAAAACCCUUUUUCUGCUCAUUUUGUGGUCAAAGAUUCAGUCAUAAGAGCAUCCUAAAACAACACAUAAGAACCCACACUGGCGAAAAACCUUUUUCCUGCUCAGUUUGUGGUCAAGGAUUCUCUAAAAAGCAACACUUACAAAAUCACGAAAGAACCCACACUGGCGAAAAACCUUUUUCCUGCUCAGUUUGUGGUCAAGGAUUCUCUCAAAAGCAACGCCUACAAAGUCAUGAAAGAACCCACACUGGCGAAAAACCUUUUUCCUGCUCAGUUUGUGGUCGAGGUUUUGCAGCAAAGAUAAACUUACAAAAACACAUAAGAACCCACACUGGCGAAAAACCUUUAGGUUAGGUUAGGGUUGGGGGGUAACGUUUAGAGGUGUGCAAAAUUUCCGAUUCUUGGAUUAUUUACGAUUCGGGCGUGGAUGAUUCGAGAACGAUUCACAAACAACCAAAUUCUGAUUAUUGAAAUAUGCCAAGUAAAGCGGAAGAACAACACACUCAGCGCGCCGCGCGGUCUUCGGGACGGGACGGAACGGAACGGAACGGAGCGAGAGUAGCUAAACAUCAUGCUUCUCAUUAGGCAAGGCAAGGCAAGGCAAAUUUAUUUAUAUAGCACAAUUCAACACAAGGCAAUUCAAAGUGCUUUACAUCACAUGAAGAUCAUAAAAAUCACAUUUAAAUCAACACAACGUAGAAACGAAGACAAAAGAUCGCAUUUAAUCACAGAAUAAAAAUAAAUAAAUAAAAUAAAAAUAAAACAAAAACUACUACAAAUAAUAAUUGAAAUCAGCAAUGGAGAUAAAAACGAGGAAUAGAAAGCAGGUAGAUUGAAAUAUAUAGACAGUUAUAGAUAUGCAGUGCUAAACAAAAGCGUUUUUAGCCCUGAUUUAAAAGAGCUAACAGUUUGAGCAUACUUCAGACGUUCGGGUAACUUGUUCCAGAGGUGAGGAGCAUAAUAACUAAAUGCUGCCUCACCCUGCUUGGUUCUUGUUCUUGGAACAUGCAGAAGACCGGUUCCAGACGACCUUAGGGGUCUAGAUGUCUCAUAGGACUCUAACAAGUCAAGCAUGUAUUUUGGUCCAAGGCCAUUAAGUGUUUUGUAGAC
Messenger RNA from Corythoichthys intestinalis (scribbled pipefish), 3319 nucleotides. RefSeq names its product oocyte zinc finger protein XlCOF6-like. The record is from RefSeq and is a predicted model, not a curated record. Gene Ontology annotation, cellular component: nucleus. Bases 284 to 2563 code for a protein of 759 amino acids. The transcript has 4 exons. Lineage: Eukaryota; Metazoa; Chordata; Actinopteri; Syngnathiformes; Syngnathidae. Gene Ontology annotation, biological process: regulation of gene expression.